This is a messenger RNA of Aedes aegypti (yellow fever mosquito), 4810 nucleotides long. It is a transcript of the gene Axud1, whose product is annotated as cysteine/serine-rich nuclear protein 1. Gene Ontology annotation, cellular component: nucleus. The record is from RefSeq and is a predicted model, not a curated record. The transcript is spliced from 5 exons. Gene Ontology annotation, biological process: regulation of transcription by RNA polymerase II. Lineage: Eukaryota; Metazoa; Arthropoda; Insecta; Diptera; Culicidae. The coding region runs from base 1251 to 3692 and encodes 813 amino acids. Gene Ontology annotation, molecular function: DNA-binding transcription factor activity, RNA polymerase II-specific; sequence-specific DNA binding.
AAGUUGAUUUUUGACGUCGAUCGAAUCCGAAUGAAACUCGCACUCAUCCAUCGAAAGGAAACUGUUUUUUAGGGUGGUUGUGUGUUCUUCUUCUCAUGUUGUAUCGCGUAGAGUAGCAAAAUUUACGACGGUAAAAUUUCAUACGGCUACACGAGCCUACUUCGAUCGACUAGCUUACUACGGUUUAGAAAAAUCAGCGUACAUCAACUCGGGUGAAGUGAAGUUCGCAGCAAAGUAGUGGAAUUCGUGGAUUUCUUGCGUAGGGUGCUGUGCAAAUGAAGAUUGGAUGCUGGCUCCGGAACAGAAGCGACCAAAAGUGAUUCGCAGGUUUUCUGCAUUAUCGUUUCCGUGUGGAGGUCCUCCCGGAUGAAGGUCCUUGAAAAAAUCGUGGGUGCUUGGAUGAGGUGAUACACACGCGAAAGAUCACCCAGCCUACUACUGUCUAUUAGUGCAGUUUUCGUGCCAUAUAAAGAGAAAAAAAGCGACUCUAUUGGUCUGUCGCAAUACUUCGAAGAAGCUGCAAAAAAUACAGUGAGUCAAGGCAUUGUACGCCAAAGUGGAAGAGGUUUCAAGAAAAAAAAGUCACUCCGUCGGGUGAAGGCAGAAUGGGGACUGCCGAUGGAAAAUGAUAUCUCCCUAGAGGAGGAAAAUUGGUGUCAUACAAGUUACUGGAACGGAAGGUUCGUUCCGUUAGAAGAAGAUAUUCGGGCUUCUAUGUGUGAUCAAAAGUGUACGGUUUAAUUGGGACAAGGAUUUUUCUGCCAUCAAAUUACAUGGUGGAACGGUGCGCAGCAGGCUGACAGCAACAAUUUUUAUCCACCAAAGUAGGCAAACUUUUGGAUUUGCGAGAUUUCCGCUUGCUGCGAUUCAAAUUCGAAGCAUGGCAUAGUUGAGCGGCACCUAGAGUUGUGCCAAAUGAUGAUUACCCCUUUGGAAAUCAUGUGUACUUACUAAAGGAAAUUCCGACUCAGGUCUGGUAACGUCAAUUGCAGGACCAUCCGCAGAGACCCCGCAAUAACCGGAAUGGUCUGUCGGGCCUAGCUUCGGACCUCCUAUACCGUGCAGCUCCAUCAUGGCCAACGGGUGCGUCGCGAGUUGGACAAAUCCCGCACAGCCUCGACCGGAAGGUGAAUCAAAAAGUGACAACAACGAAAAGUGCUCUAACAACGUUGAGGGACAGCAGCAAAACAGUGUAGAUCCUAGUGAUAGUGGCACCGGAAAGCAACCGUCGGGAGAAACCCGCGCAAAGAAUGCUGAAACCAAUCAAAAACCUGCUGACAUAUCUGCAAAAAAAUGCUAAUAGUUCGACGAUCUUCGGGUUAACCAACGGUAUGGGUCCAAUCGAGGAACCGACCCUGCACGAAGCACCCGACAUGAUGUCAUCGGAGGAGCUAAACUGCGACGAUCCGCUGUACGAUCCGCUCGCGCUGGACGAAUGUGAUAACGAUGUGCUAAACGUGAGCAAUGUCAGUGCUACGACGACCGGAACGACCAGCAGCGAGCUGGACGCAUCGACCGGUCAGAUCGUUCUGGUGGACGUGACAAGUCUGAAGAGUCCCGCUGCCCAGGGGGGCGAAGACGACGGUGGUGGCGGAGGGGACAUUUGUAGUGCUGUUGAACUUGAACCUGUGAAUACUAGUGUAAAUGGGCUGGACGAAAGUGCGCUUUCGCUGGAAAAUGGCGACGAUCCAAAUGAGACCAGGUCUACCAAUCUCGACGACGAUAGCUUUAAGACGGCUUCCUGCGGGGACACCCCGAACGUUUCGGUGAAUGGAACCACUGUGGAACCGUACACGAACGGCGUAACGGAAGUGACCGAUGGGGGAAGGCAGCAGAAUGAAGAAGAGGAAGCCAGUGAUGGGUCCGAUUCGGGGUUGGGUUCAGAACCAUCUCGGAAUCUGUCGGCACUGGAGAAGGAAACCGCCGAGCAUCCGCCGGUGAAGAGUAAUCUCAAACGACGCUCGGCAGAGGAAACUACGGGAGCGAGCUCGGAAAAGCGACCAAAGAAGGGCAUCACGUUCGAUGGGGUGACCGUGUACUAUUUCACACGGAUGCAGGGCUUCGGCUGUGUGCCGUCCCAGGGUGGAUGCACCCUGGGGAUGGAGUUCCAGCAUAUGCACUCUAAGCGCUUCACCCUCGCAGAGCACGCGGCUGAGCAGCGAAAAGUGCACCGAGCCCAACUGCAGGAACUGAACCCCCGGUCCAGUUCGAGUGAAGAAACCGACAGUGAGGAUGAACCCAGCGAGAGCGGUUCCGAGGCGGAAAGUGAAUCCUAUGGCUUCCUGCAACCGGUCACCACUAGGCAGAGGCGAGCCCUGCUCAAGGCCGCCGGUGUGCGGAAAAUCGAUUCCACGGAGAAGGACGAAUGCCGGCUGAUAAGGACUUCACGGGAGGUGUGCGGCUGUACCUGUCGGGGGUACUGUGAUCCGGAUACCUGUUCCUGUAGUCAGGCGGGCAUCAAGUGCCAGGUGGACCGACCGAGCUUCCCCUGCGGUUGUACGCAGGACGGAUGUGCCAACGUGGUCGGUAGGGUAGAAUUCAAUCCGGGGCGAGUGCGGACACAUUUCAUCCACACGAUCAUGCGGUUGAAUUUAGAUAACAAAACGAACAGCGAAGAACAUGGCGGGAUGGGAAUGCAUUCGGCGGGUGGUUAUGGUAACAGUAAGGAUUGGUCCAGUGGGCCAGUGCGAUUACCAGGGCUGUAUGGAAUGGUGGGAGUCAAUGGAGUCGAUUCCAUUGACAGUUACCAUCACCACCAUCAUCAUCUCCACCAUAACCUUCAGCAGCACCCGUAUGGAGUUAGUCAUAACUAUUUAGCCAAUCAUUCGGUUUCACCCGGAGUUGUUCAUCAGGCCAAUGAAUCAUUGGAUCUGCAUUACGCUUUCCGGGAUUACUACGGUACCACGCAGCAACCUAACGAUCAACUCGCCAUGUCCAACUCGCUCAUGGCUCCGUACUACGGAAACUACCCGACAGCGAUGGACCAACAGUACCAUCAACCUCACCACUCUGGUCUGGUCCUAGAUCAAAGGCAACCGGAUCCACAUUCCCCUUACCAUAGUCAGAUGGAACCCGUUCCCAGCAGUUCGGCGAUCCUGGACGAAGACACUACGCUUAACACCCCCAUCAACCCCAAUUUUGGUUGCGACGAACAAAGUUCUCCAGCUGAAAGCUUGCCUCCAAGUACCUCCGUCAGGGCAUUCGUGGACCAGCAACAUGAUUCACAAACGUCAUGUUCUUCCAGUGAACCCAUCCCGCAACCGACGGAAGAUCCUUUGGAUCCUGCUUCUAAUGCAGCAAGUCCACCAAGUGGCGAUUUCAUCGACCUCAACACCCCUCUUGCAGCGAAUAGCGACCGGCUGGAAGCGAUAAAUGACCUCCUGGCCAACAGUCGCCAUCAGAUAACCAUGGCCCAGCGGUCGAUCAUUGCCGAAGAAGACGACGAGCUGAGUGACUUCCGUGAUCCUCCGGUCAUGCCCCUUUCCAGCGUGGUAGACAGUUCUGAACCGUGCACCACCGAAGACGAUACUCAAGACGAAACGCACCCCCAAACCAAUGGGGAUUGUUCCGUGAAAGACGACGCGCCUCUGAACAACGUCAAUGCCAGUGGUUGCAACGGACCCAUCAUUGAAACGUGCGAAAACUUAAGCGAAAUCAUCAAGAAUAGUAUUGUUGAAACUGUGUCUAAUUAAACUGUAGGAAACGUUUUUCUCUGCAAGACGUGCUAACAUUUAUUUUGCUACAUUUUCUAGCAAACAGUUUCGCUGUUAUGUUGCAUCAAGUUUAGUUUUUCUUUCUUCUUACCUUUUCGUUUCAAACGUAUUUCACAGUUAUCGUCUACCUUUAUUACGUUUAUUUUCAACUUUUUCGUUUAUUUUCUAUUUCUUGCAUUAUUCCCGUUGUUCGAUGCGCUCUCAUGACUUGAAUGCACUGAGAAAGCUAUUGUAAUUUCUACCAAUUAGGUGUAAAAUAGUAAAACAAAGCCGAUUUUCGUAGGAAAAAAAGAAUACAAUGUAUCUCCUAUUUGUAGCUGUUUCCUUGUGUAGAUUAAAGAGAUCAAAAAUCAAACAUGCACUUAUAAAUAAUACAAAGAAAAUGGUUAGUUAAAUUAAAAUCACGCGAUUCGUGAAAUGCCGGAAUCGAGCAACUAAUUUCUUAUAGUAGGUUUAAAAUGUAGAAUGCGAUAGACAGCAAAAGCACAGUUUACAAACAAAAUAAAUGGAGCAGAGUUGGGAACAUUCUCGGACAGGAAACCACAUUCAUUUGCAAAUAUAUCACUUUACUAGCUUCGUAUGUGCUUAUAUAUUAUAGAUGUAAUAAACUCAAAGAACGAUUCGUAAGUCUUCAAUUAUGCGGAUAAGUUUCACGCUGUAUUUAAAUUCAACCCAUUUCAAAAAAUAAACGUAAACCUGGUUAACAAAACUUGCAAUCCUUCGAUAUGAAUCGAUUUGUUCGAUUGAGCAAUUGGCAACUCAAUGUUGUUCCAUGUACAAGAAUGUUCUUAAACUUUGGAAUCCAAAUGAAUUCCUACCAGCUGGUACUACGGUGUGAUAAAACACAUUGGAACAAGGCUACGGAAUUCAGUAGGUACCUAAUUGUAUAAGUUAUGUGAAACUGGAACAACUGGCAAUCCAGUUGGAAACGGGCAAGCAUUGCCAUCCUUCACUGUACAUAAACCGCUCACAGUACGCCCCAAGCAAUUGGAAUAUCUAAAUUGACGGUACCCAGGAGUAUCGACAUAUUAUGUAAAAUAUAAAAGCAACCUAUUGGAUAUCAAUUAUCGAAAUAAUAACAAUUAAAUGCAUACCAA